AUGGCCGCACGAACAGAGGAUGGAUCCAAGGAAGAAAAGAUUGUGGAUGAACUAGAUAUCCUAACCCUAAUCCAUGGAUUGCCCUUAAAGCACAGGAUUUUUCCAGAGAUAGAGAACAUACCCCAGCUGUUAACUGUCUGUGAAGUACAUUGUGCAGCAGAAGCAAAAGUAAAUGGAAUGUUGGACUUUUAUGGAAUUCUCCAAGUAGAAGGGACAGCGGAUGAGGUGACCAUAAAGAAGCAAUAUCGUAAGCUUGUCCUCUCACUUCACCCUGAUAAAAACAGUUAUGCUGGUGCAGAAUCUGCUUUCCAGUUUGUCGCAGAAGCAUACUCAACAUUGGCUGAUCGAACAAAACGAUAUGCAUAUGACAUCAAAUGGAGGGCUGCUCCCAAGAUUGCACCAAAGCAGGCUAGACAACCGAAACAGGCUGCAGAACCAACUCGGGCUACACAACCGAAUCAGGCUACACAACCGAAACAGGCUGCAAAACCAAAGCAUGCUGCUAAACCAAAGCAGGCUGCACAGCCAAAGCAGGCUACACAACCAAUGAGGACUACAGAGCCAAUUAACAAAAAUGACGCAAAUAGAAGUAAUACAGCAGGAUAUGGGCCAUCAGGUUCAACACCCACCGAUGGGUGGACAUUUGGGACCAUAUGCAUCCAGUGUAAAACAAAAUAUAAGUACCAUGGCGACAUACUCAAUCGUCAGAUCCGCUGUCAGAACUGCAUGCAAAAUUUCUUUGCACACCAGAUAAGUACAGAGGAUGUGCCUUCUGCAUUCUCAUCAAAAACAGCAAAUAGUGCUGGGCAACAAGGCUGUGUUCCCACUCAACAAGGCUGUUCUACAAAUAUCUUUUCUAGAGAGAACAAAGAGGGGCCUGUGACAAAAGGAGUUGAAUUUUCUGCAAACAAUUCUUCUAAAGCAUCUGCACCAAAUGGAAAUGAUGGGGCAGAUGAUUUUGGUGACAGGAAAAACCUAGGUGGUGGGGUGGAUACAUCAGCAGAGCCAGGUGCUGCAGGAAUCCCUAGUCCACGGAGAUCUUCUAGGAGAAAGGCUUGUGUUGACGCCAACAACAUCCUGAAUUCUCCAAAGAAAAAGAGUCGGACACUCAAAGAUUGGUUCUCAAAUGCUGCCUCCAGUUCUAAUAAAGUGGUUGAUGAUAAUGUUGCCCAUGCUGAUGGACAAGUUAGUGAACCUCAUGUGUCUAGCAAAACAGAUAAUCAAGAUAGAAGUGGUACUGUCAAAGAAGACAAUAAAAGAAAUAAUAAAAAAACUUGUGAUCCACCUGCUGAGAAGCCUUGCAAUACUGGGAGCAUCACGUACCCUGACCCAGAAUUUUUUGACUUCGAUAAGUGCAGAGAUGUCAAACUGUUUGCAGUUGAUCAGAUAUGGGCACUUUAUGAUGACUUCGAUGCCAUGCCAAGAUUUUAUGCUAGAAUAAGACAUCUUAAUACCACCAACUUCAGAGUUAAGUACACUUGGCUGGAGCAUUCUGCAGUGAAUGAUGAUGAGGAAACAUGGACUGAUAAUAAUCUUCCUGUGGCUUGUGGGAACUUUACAUUAGGAAACACAGAGGAGUCACAAGAUCCCCUCAUGUUUUCUCACAUUGUUUCAUGGGCUAAAGGAAGAAAAAGGGGUUCUUAUGUAAUAUAUCCAAAUAAAGGUGAGGUUUGGGCUCUUUAUAAGGGCUGGAGUAUGCAGUGGGUCUCAGAUGCAGACAAUCAUAGAUCCUAUGAGUAUGAAGUGGUGGAGGUCCUUUCAAACUUCACAAUGGAAGCUGGUGUCACUAUUAUCCCCUUGGUCAAGGUUAAAGUGGGAAAUGAGAAGGUUGGUGUCCCUUGUGGGUUUCUUGAACUAGAUACCGUAUCCCUUCCUAGUAACCUGGACGUAGCAUUUCCACCAGUUACUCUUGAUUCAUGUGUGCCUAUCAACAAAACAAUGAGCAGUGGGUUUGUUGAUUUGACUGGCAACACUACACCUGGCCGUGGAAAUGAACGAAGCGCUCAAAAGGGAAUUCAUAGAAAUGUAGGGAAGUGGAGAAAACAUUCCCUUCAAACUCCUCAGCAGCAUAAUGCCUGCCUUGCUAGCAUGUCUGGUUAUUCUGCUCCGCAAGGCUGUCCCUCCCCCACUGUUUUCACAUAUCCAGAAACAGUGUUCUACAACUUUGAAGAAGGUCGGUCAUAUAAUAAGUUUGAACGAGGACAGAUAUGGGCUCUUUACAAUGAUUUUGAUGGCCUCCCCAAGUACUAUGGUUGGGUUACAAAAGUUGAUUUAGAUCCAUUUGGAGUGCACCUGACUUGGCUGGAAGCUUGCCCUCGAUCAGAGCAGGAGAAUACGUGGUUAGAGCAUGAGUUACCUGUGAGCUGUGGGACAUUUAGAAUCAAGAACUGGAGGAUCAAGUAUGACACAAAUGACUCGUUCUCUCAUGUAGUAGAAACACAAGUUGGUUCGAAGCGGCACUUUGCAAUCCACCCAGAAGUAGGGGAGAUUUGGGCGAUCUACCACAAUUGGUCACCUGGCUGGGUUCCUUCCAGCAAGGAUGCUUGCGAAUAUGCCAUUGGCGAGAUAACUGCGCGCACUGAAGCUAGCACGAAAGUUUUAUUUCUGACUCAGGUAGAUGGCUACAGAACUGUAUUCAAGCCAGACAAUGAGAGGAGUAUUCUGGAGGUGCCAGCAAAAGAUGACUUGCGGUUUUCUCACCGGAUACUCUCCAUCUGA
Messenger RNA from Miscanthus lutarioriparius, 2718 nucleotides. The record is from the annotation of a GenBank genome assembly. Lineage: Eukaryota; Viridiplantae; Streptophyta; Magnoliopsida; Poales; Poaceae.